Messenger RNA from Miscanthus lutarioriparius, 249 nucleotides. NCBI's taxonomy places the organism in Eukaryota, Viridiplantae, Streptophyta, Magnoliopsida, Poales, Poaceae. The record is from the annotation of a GenBank genome assembly.
AUGAGCCCGCCGGGCCGGGGCCCCGGAGAGGUGCUGCACCAGCGCGGCCGGCUGCCGUAUGGUCCCGGCACCAUGGCGCUGGUUGGGUUCGGAAUCGUCGGCGUCAUCGGCUACCUCGUGUUGUACGAGAAGGCCAGGCCCGGCACGCCCGCCACCCAAGUGGCCAAGGUCGCCGUCGGCCACGGGGACCCCGCCGCCGGCCGUGACCCAGAGAAGCAUCCUGCUGAGGGCUCGCGUGAAGCGAAGUAG